This is a messenger RNA of Phycomyces blakesleeanus NRRL 1555(-), 1675 nucleotides long. RefSeq lists its product as hypothetical. The record is from RefSeq and is a predicted model, not a curated record. The coding region runs from base 1 to 1419 and encodes 472 amino acids. The transcript has 3 exons. Lineage: Eukaryota; Fungi; Mucoromycota; Mucoromycetes; Mucorales; Phycomycetaceae. Gene Ontology annotation, molecular function: zinc ion binding.
AUGUCUCAUUUCCGUUGCCCAAGCUCUUCUUUGGUGGGUGCUGCUGGCUAUUAUGCCUAUCAGCGUCCUUCUAGCACUGCUGACCUUCCACACACAAACCGCGGUGUAUUUGACUCUCCGUACACGAUCAGCAGCACAGCAAUGGGUUCCCUGGACAAGACAGACGACGACAACGAUGGAGCAGGAUCAACUCUCUCAUACUCUUCUUAUUCUUCCUCUUCCUCUUCCUCUUCAACAAUACUUGCAUCAAAACCUACAAUUUCUCUCCAACAUCCAAAUCCCCAUUCACAGCAUCCCCGAAAUCCCCCCAUCAAUACUACAGAAGACAAUGAAGGCCAGCAACGAUGCUGGAUAUGCUUUGGAGAAGACAGUGAUUCUGAGGGUAGGUGGGUAAGACCUUGUCGAUGUUCUCUGGUCUCCCACGAAGAAUGUUUACUAGACUGGAUCACUGAGAAUCAAAAGGAUUCUCCUACCAAGAAAGUUCAUUGCCCUCAAUGUGCCGCGCCCUAUUACCUGUCCGAGGCACGAAAUAUCCCUUUAGCUCUCCUUGGGCUUGUAGAUCAAUGGGUUCACACUGCAGCCCCCUACCUUGCAGUGCUCGGUUUGGGGUGCUCUAUGCUCGUUGUAUCCACAACAUACGGAGCACACACAGUCUUGACACUCAUGGGAGAAAAAGAAGGUGGGAAUUUAAUGGGUCAUCCGUCAACUUGGUCAUGGCGUACCUGGGUGGGAUUACCCAUGAUCCCGGUAUCUUUGGUAGCAUCCCGCUCACGUUGGGCUGACGCAAUUCUUCCGGCGGCAGCAACACUGCUUUUAAGAGCAACAGGAAGUUCUUCCCGUACUCGUUUACGAUGGCCUCCUUCCCCCGCUGUAAUGCUGGGAUUACUACCCUGGGUUAGACUGGUUUAUAACGGAAUACAGGCCUUGGUUCAGCGAAGACUUUCUUUCAGAUUAUCCGACACAACGUACCGACAGCAGCAGCAACAAUCACAUCAAACAACGUCGUCAUCAUUCGUGGCAUUGGUCCAAGGACAGGCGGGAAGGGCGGCCACAAGAACAGGUACAGGCCGUGGGCAAACCAGUGAUUUGGUGGAGCAUGAUGUAAACGAAGUACGGAAUCAAUAUCAAAACAACAACAGAGAAGAUGAUAUAUUUAACGACGAUGGCCCUGGUCUGAGUGUCACAAUAAUUGGUGCUCUGCUGUGGCCUACCAUUAGUAGCAUUAUUGGAAGUUGUUUAUCCCGAUUUAAGCCUGUGCAAAAGUAUUUUCCUGACCCGUUUCAUAGAAACAUACUUGGUGGCUGUUUGUUCGUUGUGGCCAAGGAUAUUGCCAAUCUGGUGUACAAAUAUGAGCGUAUCCGUCAACGUAGAUCUCGCCAUGUGAGGAAUUAUGAUGAGAUAAAGAAAGGUCGUCCAUAAUUAUGAGCUUUUUUUAAAAAAAAUUCAUAUGAGCCUCAUCAAAUACAAAUUCCCUCUUUAUACUUAAACCCUUGUUAACACCCCGGUCCCUGCACUGGUUACAUAAGCAGCGCUUGAUAACCCAGUCUAAACUAUCUCCCACCUCCCACCUCCUACCUCCCAUCUCCCACCCCUUUUUUCUCUCUCUCUCUCUCUUUUUUUUUGCUUGCCACCCGCACACGCAAACCCAACAAUACACCAUCCUUGCUUAAACAAG